This is a messenger RNA of Penicillium soppii, 1227 nucleotides long. Its product is annotated as NAD(P)/FAD-dependent oxidoreductase. Bases 1 to 1227 code for a protein of 408 amino acids. Gene Ontology annotation, molecular function: oxidoreductase activity. The record is from RefSeq and is a predicted model, not a curated record. NCBI's taxonomy places the organism in Eukaryota, Fungi, Ascomycota, Eurotiomycetes, Eurotiales, Aspergillaceae. The transcript is spliced from 4 exons.
AUGGCAGUCUGCAAUGCCGUGCGGCCAGAGGUCCUUGUCCUUCAAUACUCCCAAUUUUUCUCCACCAUGGUGUUCAGCAAGGCAACCUUCGCGUCCGCAUUCGUCUCCCUGUUGGCUUGCGUUGCUGCAGUGGAUGUGCCCAAGACCGACUACGAUGUCAUUGUGGUCGGCGGUGGUCCCGCGGGCCUGAGCGCCCUCAGUGGUGUUUCUCGUGUCCGGAGAACGGCUCUCUUGAUUGAUAGCCAGCAAUAUCGUAAUGAUCCGACUCGGGAGAUGCACGACGUGAUUGGAAACGACGGCACUCCACCCGCUGUUUUCAGGGGUCUCGCGCGUGAGCAGAUUUCCAAGUACCCUACCGCCCACUUUAAAAAUGAGACUGUGGAAUCCAUCGUCCCUUGGGGUAAGGGUGACUUCUCUGCCUUCACUGUGACCGAUAGCAAAGGCAAAAACUACACCGCGCGUAAGAUCGUCCUGGGUACAGGUGUUCGGGAUGUUCUUCCCCCAACCCCCGGUCUGCAGGAAGGAUGGGGCAAGGGUAUCUUCUGGUGCCCUUGGUGCGAUGGUUACGAGCACCGUGACCAGCCAUUCGGUAUGAUUGGUGAUAUCACCGAUAUGCUCUCCAACGUGUUGGAAACUCACACUUUGUACGACGACAUCAUCGCAUUUGUGAAUGGAUCCCAGACAGCAGACGGCGAAGCUCGUGCCACCGCCAAGGUCGAAGAUUGGAAAGAGCAGCUUGCGGCAUGGAACACCACCAUCGACAACCGUACAAUCUCCUCGAUCGAGCGUAUUCAGGAUGGCGGCAAGAACCGUAACUUGACCUCUGAUAAGCAGUUCGACAAGUUCCGCCUCCACUUCACUACUGGCGAGCCUGUUGAGCGUAACGCUUUGAUUGUGAACUUCCCCACCGUUCAAAAAUCCUCCCUUCCCGCCAAAAUGAACCUUCAGGUGGUGAACGACAAGAUCAAUGUCACCAGCGGGAUGCGCACCAACGAAGUCGGUGUCUUCGCCAUUGGUGACGCUAAUAGUGACGGUAGCACCAACGUUCCCCAUGCCAUGUACAGUGGAAAGAAGGCCGGUGUUUAUGUUCACGUUGAAAUGUCGCGUGAGGAGUCUGCAUCCAAGAUCUCGAAGCGUACUGGUCUUUCUCGCCGUGAAUUGGAGAAGGAAGCCGAGCGUGCAAUUGGUAACAAUCUAGACGCUGCCUGGAAGCGUGCUCAGGUCUAG